This is a messenger RNA of Symbiodinium natans, 2910 nucleotides long. The record is from the annotation of a GenBank genome assembly. Lineage: Eukaryota; Dinophyceae; Suessiales; Symbiodiniaceae.
GAAGAGGCUUUGCUGUUUGUGGGUCUCAAGGACAACCCACAGCACCUGCUGGAGGAGCGAACCCUUUUGCGUCGCCUCCGGCAACUCCAGCUCAAGCUCAUGCUUCGCCUACUGGAAGCCAAGUGGGUGGAGUACAAGCUGGAAAUGGCCUUGGUGAAGGCAACUUCUUCUUGGAGCUGCAAGCUAGAGCCAAGACGGAAGACCCGUUUGCAGCUGCACCGAGCACACCUUCUGUGCCUGCCUUUUGCAGGAGCUACCUCGUCUUCGAGCUCUGUUCGGAGCCCAUUGGUGCAGAAUAGGGCGGAGAAGUACCUUCCAUCUCUGCCGAUGCUAGAGCAUCAAGGCAUGAACAAGGGCAGGAUGCGAGAAGUCGAGACAUGGCAUGCCUACCUGGAGACACUGUCAUCGUGGCUUGCUCUUCAAGAUGAGUCUUUCGUUCGAGAGUUGCAACUCUGCGUCAAGCAAAAGAAUGAGAUCCUUCAGAAGGAUUUGGCGGAUGUUGCUGCUCGAAGUGCGAAGCUUUACUACUAUCUCACCCAAUCUCUCUCACGUUGGGAAAGAGGCAGAGUCCGAGUCUUCGAGGACCUCCACCGUGAUGGCGAUGAGGUAGGCACCCUGACUGGAAGCACCUCGAAGGGAGAUGCGGCAUACGUCUGCGCUUCGCUGCAGGGAUCGGACAUGGAGAUCGACUCUCUUCCUGUUGACAAGGAACCCAGGAAAGACAUUACUGCAGGACCAAGCAUCCUGAAGAAGACUUCGAAAGAAGCGAAGAGUGAUGAGAAGCCUGGAAAGGACGAGAAGUCUAUCCGGAAGGUACUGAGCAUGUCGGAACCGCCAAUGGAGGUGGAGCAAGAUUCCCACAACUCUCCAGCGGAGAGUGCCGGGCAGGAGGUUGCGUUUUUGAAUGCACCAGUAGAGCCUGCACCAGCAGAGGCGGCGCCAGUCGAGACUGCGGAUGCAGAGGCUUCAGCUGCCCCCUUCAAUGUUUUCUCGAGGCCUCCGAGUCAAGUUGCAGUACCUUCGCCUACGGUGGCUGCAUCAGAGACAGGAGAGACAGAAGAGGAGGAAGCAUGGGGAAAAUGGAGGGCAAGCAAGGCCAGGCCUUCGCAGCCAUCAGCCGAGCCGUCGCUGAUAGUGAAGUGGAGAAGCAUGCUGAGGGGACCGCGCUUCAGGUAUUUCAUGCAAGCGAUACGACAACAGCGAGAAGAUCUUAUUGCAUGUGGAUACCCUGUGCCGGCAAUUCCAGAGAACAACCUGGAACCUGCAGUUCCACUUAUGUCUAUCGGAGAUGGGGUCGUUUAUCCUUCCCGCCAGGGGACCAUCUUUGCGUCAUUGACAGAUGCUUUGAUGACCGACGGCUACCUCCUCGAGGUUGGGCAGAAGCUCCUUGGGCGGAUCCAACGUCCAGACCCAGAUGUGGGGCCGUGCCUGGGAACGGGCUGGUCCAAGAGGCUUCGCGAUCACGAUCCCGAUCCUCUGGAUGGAACGCCCUACAUCAGCGCGGAGGUUGCGUGGGCGCUGUGGCUGCCCGAGUUUCCGGAAGCCCCGGAGCAAGGAGGCAUCCUUCCGGUGAAGAGAAAGAGGGAUUUUUCCCAGCUCACCGACGAGUUGUUGGACGAGCAUACUACAAGGUUCGAACUCGCGGGUCAAGGCCGCACUCUUCACCAACGCGGCGUGCGUGCAAGGGACGCGCGUGCAGCUAUCGAAGGGUAUACUCCCGAUCCAAGUCACCUACGCCACCAGAGUGGAGGGGACGUGGCUGCGCUGGGUUACAUCAAGCGUAUCCUCAAGGUCCUGACCGUUUACGAGGCCAUGCCGGAAGCGGAACGCAACCUUUUGGCUGGAAUGUAUCCAGACGACGUCGAGCUCCAGCUCGAGUGGGUGCCAGGCUCAGCCAUCAGGCAUGGGUGGCGUGCGUUAAUGGGGGCAAUGGAUCAGCGCACCCGGCGCUAUAUCGAGUUCGAAGCAGAGGUCCGAAAAUGGGAGGACUUGCAGUCCGCUCGACCCAAGGUCAAGGCCAGAAGAACGGGUGCAGCUGCUUCCACAGAUACUGGAGGUGGAAUUGGAGCGAUGAACGAAGGCUCGGAGACUGGAGCCAUGAACGAAGGCUCGGAGACAGAGUCUGCAGAGUCAUCCUCGGCAAGUUCGUCGGACGAAUCGAUUCCAAUGGGGGAAUACAUGAUGCAGAGCCGGACCAGAGUUUUGGCGCUCAUCGAAGCGGAGAAAGCCUUGAAAGAUGUGGGCUCCUCUGCGCCGCCCCCACCGUCUCCUAUCAUUAUGGAGCCAUCGCCGGUUGCGACGGACGGGUACAAGUUCGAUCCAGCAUCUCUAGGAGCCCCUCUGGGGGACACUGCAGCUCCAUCAACACCGGUACCUCCUUCGCCUUCCGCAGUUUCAUUGGCCCCUUUGGAGUCAUUCAAGUUCUUGGAUGUCCCACCUGUUGCUUCUUCUGGUCCCUCGGACCACAGUGUGGAGCCUAUGGUGGUGGAAGAGGAGCGGGCCCCAGAAACUCCAGGACCCACGGCACCGGUUGGAGCUCCAAUUUCCGCAACGGAGAGUGUGCCGGAGACCCCUCCUCCAGGGGAAAUUCCAGGUCCCGGUUAUGUCCCGAAGGCAGCUCCUGGGGAAAUUCCAGGUGCUCUGUCGAAAGCCCAGGGGGCACCAGCGGGGGCUACACCGAAGGCCUGGUCUGUGGUUCCAACUUCCUCGCCUUUGACGGUUCCAGAAGCGCCAGUGGCUGUAGAGUCUUUGCCUGCAGUUCCAGAGCCAGCAACCGUGACAGCGGAGGAAGGGCCUACCUCCGAGACCGCUACAUCAUCCGCAGCGGGUGCCCUUCCGCCUCCGGGCGGCUUGGGUCAAACAGCCGAAGAGAGGGAGUUUGUGCUUCCUUCCCCUUGCCAGAAGAAGUGA